UAAUUUUGCACAUAUUAGUAAAAAAAAUAUUUAGCUAUUUGUGUUAAAUUGAAAAUAUUAAUAUAUUUAAAUGUAUUAUAAAUAUUGCUGAUAAAAUAUUAUAAAUUUAGUGCAAAAUAUAGUGUUUAAAGCAAAGUCCAGUUGGAAUUUUUGCAUGUGUAAAAAGCAUACACUACAACAACAUAAGAAAAAAAAUUGCUCUCGCUCUAUUAAUUAAAGUUAGUGCUGUAAAAAAAGUAUUAUUAAUUUGUAAAAAAAAUAUAUAUAUUUUGUUUAAAUCGAUUACCAUGACAAAAUGCAGUCGUCGUGUUCUGAUUUUGAAAAUGAUAUAAAGGCAAAUGCUUUGCAAAAAAUUGCAACAGCAACAACAACAACGACAGCAGCAACCACGGCACCCAGGAUAGCCCUGACAAAAACAAUAUUUCUAACACCCAUACAAAAAUCUCCAACACAACAGCAACAACAACAGCUAUUAAUACAGCAACAACAUACCAAACAAAAACAAUUGUAUACAACAUUAACAGCCAAACAAACUACACCAAGUGGCCGUGUUACAAGUACAAAUUUAGGAAAUGUUGUUAUUAAAGAUUUUAAGGGCAUUAUAAAGCCUAUUUUAGCUACAACUAUAAUCACAACAGCAACAAAUAGCACAGCAACUAUAACAUCACCAUUAAUAACAACAGCAACAACAACGACAACGACGACAUCCACAACAAUAUCUACUACUUCUCAAUUUAGUGGAGACGUUGAAGUGGAUGGUAAUUUGAAUGUGGCCAUUGUUGCAGCUAAACGUCCACAAUUAACUAUUGUUGCCACAAAAACAACCGCCUUAGUUGACAAUAUUAGUACAGCAUUAGGUGUGACUGCUGUAACAUCAGCCACAACAGCAUCUAUAGUAUCUCCAACAACAUCUACAACAAUAAAUAGUACCACUGCUACAGCUGAUACCUCUACAGAAAGUAAUAAAAUGGAACACAGCUAUAUAAGAGAUACAACACCAAAACCACAAAAUAACAUUGAAAUAAGUAAUGGUCUUCAACCGGCUAGAACAAUACUAGUUCGAAGACCGCCUCAGUGUCCCUCAUGUCAUACCAAUCCUGUAGAAGAAGAUUUAUCAGAUGCUCAUCAGGCACCCAUACCAUCUUACAAUGAAAUAGCCGCCAAAGAGGCCAUGAAUGAAUGUGCACGUAUAGCUAAAUAUGUAAAAAAUAUAAAUGCCGAUGAUGAUGACUGGGAAUCGAGAGUUAAUCAAAUUGGCUGGUCAAAUAUGCAAAAGAAUUUAUUUUCGAAAGUUGCUCGUAUUCUGGAUAAUGAUCAAUUGGGACGCUUAUCGAAUGCUGGACGACCCAAUGAGGCCAUGCAAAGAAGGGUGGUAGUGGAUAAAUCUGCUUCCCGCAUGCGUAAAGCUUUAGCUUCGGUGGCCUGGGAUUCACGUCUUACACAAUGGUUACAUUGUUUAUUAAUGGACUGUUUACCUUCUACCUAUAUGGCAUCAUAUUUAGAUAUUCUACAAACCUUAAAAUCUAAAUUACCCACACUCAUGGAUAAAAUGUUAUUUGGUCGUCCAUUAAAUGUUAGUCAAGAGUUAUUGGCACCUGUUAUGAAGAAAAAAUGGGAACCACAAAUUGCCACUAAAAUACGUAAAUUAGCUCAUAAUGCUGUUAUUGUAGCAUUACCCUCAAUGCCCACUAGUGGUCCAGUGCCAAAUCGUUUGCAAAAAUGGUAUCAACAUUUAGCUACCAUAACACAAAUUGUACAAGUUACUUUGCCCAUGACAAGUGGCCACAUUUCACGUCAACCCUUGGAACAGGUAGCGGAGCAAAUAGUCUCUUUGACUCGGGUUAAAAUUCAUGAAUUACGCAAUGAAAAUUCUCAACGUAGCAUAAUUUUAAUUGGUUUUAAUGCUGGUGCUUCUUUGGCCUUACAAGUGGCCAUGUCAGAGAAUGUUGCGUGUGUAGUUUGUAUGGGUUUUGCUUAUAAUACCUAUAAUGGUGUACGCGGUACACCAGAUGAUCGUCUAUUAGAUAUCAAAGUUCCCAUUCUGUUUGUGGUGGGACAGAAUUCAGCAAGAUCAAGCCCCGAGGAAAUCGAAUCUUUGCGUGAGAAAAUGCAAUCUGAAUCUUUUCUGGUUGUUGUUGGCAGUGCCGAUGAUGUUUUAAGAGUACCAAAGUCUAGAAGGAAAAUUGAAAAUGUUACCCAAUCCAUGGUUGAUACCAUGGUUGUUGAUGAAGUUUAUGAUUUUAUAAAGAAAAUUUUAACAAAUCCACCAGGACCACGUACACCAACUGUUAUUAAUAGUACAUUCUAUAAUAAAUUAAAUAAAACCACAACUGGUGAGAAAACAACCGGAGUAUACCAACGUAAACGUAAAAAUGAGGGAGGAGAUCAGGAAGCUACACCAGCUAAAUCAAAACAUAUAAUUGGUCGUCCUCGUACACGACCCAUACCCAACACCUCUACUUCGACUGCAACUACUGGCACAGCAAAAAUAACUCAAAUGCACACUUCAACACCGGUAAUGGUGGGCAAGUCUCAGCCGCUUAAGAAACACUUAUCGCCUAGUAACAUAACCAAUGAUGACCUCAACAUGGCUAUACAAUCUCUUAUCUCCGAUUCUAAUGAUACUGAUUUGAAUACCAGCAAUGUUAGUACGGAUUCAAAUCCUCAAAAAAUUAUAACCAAUUUUGAACUGGUGACUCAGCCUACUAAAACAGCACCCAUUAAGACUACCACUCUACUUAAUACCCAACAAAAACAAUUGAUUAUUGGUUCUACUCCGGCAGUGGGUACCAAAAUCAAAAUGAUACCCUCUAACCAGUUUGUACAAUUAAAACCUACAUCAUUACAAUCUCAAUCUAAGAUUUAUACUAUCAAAACUUCUCCCGUGGUUGGAUCUACUCAGGGAGAUGUUACCGGUGGCCCUAGAAUUGGUAGUAUUGUUACCACCAGCCCCAGUACUACUAGCACAGGUCAACAUAUCUUUACACUUAAAACGCCCAAUGGCCAGACGACACAAUUUGCAACUGCCGUGGGUGGUCAACAAAAGUAUACUGUUAUUAAAAAUGCCAAUGGCAAUUCUACUUUGCAAUUGUCCUCAGCGAAAACAUUACAUCCUGUAUCAACGGUAUCACCUUCACCUUCGACAUCAUCAAGUAAUUUGGAUUUAGGGAAUAUUAUCGAUAUGCCUAUAUUGUUUGCUGAUAAUGAGGGAAAUUUAUCAGAUGCUUCAUCAAGUACGGAGACUAAACCAUCAACAGUUACAACCGGUAAAGGUUCAUCCGGUGUUGGACAGCUAAUAAUUAGUCAGAAAAUUAUAAAAGAAGCUAAUCCUCCUAGUACCACAACACCAGCUGCUACAGCCUCAACAUCCAGUGGCACUUAUGUUAUCAACAAACCAGGCACAUUUCUACAAUCCCAACAGAUCGUUGGCAAUAAACCUAAUAAAGUCGUGUUUAUCAAUCGUAAUACAAUGAAACCUUGUCCCAACAUACUGUCUCGUUCUAAUAUCUCUCAACAAUUAAAUAAAUACACUAAAGUUGUAUUGACUAAUUCAAAAACCGCCACCGCUACCUUAGUACCAAGACCGGGUACUCAUAUUACCACCAGCACUUCUCCCAUAGCUUCAUCAGUUAAACAAAUCAAUUUACAAGCUUUGAAUCAUACCACUACUACUUCACCAGUUACUACGCCAACUCGUCCCUCGGGUAUAUUAAAUGUGCAAACGAAAAAUUUACCACAAAUACAAAUCAUUAAUAAUCCUAAUGCUACCUUUAUCUCAACCGAUAAACCGCAAAUACGUAAUAUAGUAGUCAAGUCGGGAGGUCUCAAACAAUUGCCUCCCCAUUUAACCACUCAAUUGUUGAAUCGUAAUUUAACAGUAAGAAAAUUACCACCCGGUAGUGUUACCAUUACUUCCUCACCUGUACACACUUCUGCUGCUCAAGAUGUUGUCACCGCUAUUGAUACAGCGUCAUCAUCGCCUGCUUCGUCCUCCUCAUCAUCAGCCUCUAACAUACAAACUUCACCAAAAAUUAUCACCCUAAAUCCCAUUAAUCGUACUACACCCACUACAAAGAGUGAUUAAACCUUUAGUUUUUGCUGUUAAAGUGAUUUCUUUUUAGAUUUGUCGUGCUAAAAAAUUUAAUUUUUCGGCUCGAUCAUCAUUACUUUUUUUACCUUGAACUGAAUUCAUAGAAAUUUUAUUUUUGUUUUAUUUUUUUUUACUUUCAAGUUUUAUUUUUAUUAGUUUGUAGUUGUGUAAUGAUGAAAAUCAUACUUUGGUAAUUUAGCUUUUAGUAUUUAUGUUAAAGAAAUAUUUUCAUGCAUAAAACUUAAAAAAUAAAGUAAAUAUGAAAAUUAAAUAAAGAAAA
Messenger RNA from Lucilia cuprina (Australian sheep blowfly), 4370 nucleotides. RefSeq names its product KAT8 regulatory NSL complex subunit 3 (gene Rcd1). Gene Ontology annotation, cellular component: NSL complex. Gene Ontology annotation, molecular function: hydrolase activity. The transcript has 7 exons. Gene Ontology annotation, biological process: positive regulation of transcription by RNA polymerase II. The record is from RefSeq and is a predicted model, not a curated record. Lineage: Eukaryota; Metazoa; Arthropoda; Insecta; Diptera; Calliphoridae. Bases 296 to 4084 code for a protein of 1262 amino acids.